UUUUCCUCCUAUUGAUAUAGUUAAUUUGCCAAUUCCUUGAGUAAUGGAUCAUUUUACGUUUCCAGAGUGUUGAUGAUGAAAUUAUGUUGUGGGAACCUAUAGUGAAGGAAGAAAUUACAGGAACGGGUGCAGUUGAUGUCCUUCAGAAAUACCCCAUUCCUGUAUGUGAUAUCUGGUUCAUCAAGUUUUCAUGUGAUUUCCAUUUCAACAUAGCUACAGUAGGUAACAGGGAAGGCAAGAUUUAUGUUUGGGAAUUGCAGUCAUGUCCUCCUGUACUUGCUACAAAGUUGUCACAUCCUCAAUCAAUCUCUCCGAUCAGGCAGACUGCUACUUCCUUUGAUGGAAGUACUAUAUUGAGUUGCUGUGAGGAUGGGACAAUAUGGCGCUGGGAUGAUGUUUCAAACUCUUCAACCUAACUUGCAUACAUGCAAUACCAAUCUGACGUGCUUGUCAAAAAAUCAGGAACUUGGUUUAUUGCGUGUUUCUUUGUCUGUUUGGUUAUUUUGGUUCGAUAAUCCUUAUAAUGUAAAAGGUUCAACUGAGAACUCAUUAGAACUUUGACGUUGUUUAAAUAAAAUUGAGCCAUGCAUGUUUCC
Vigna umbellata (rice bean) is the source of this 596-nucleotide messenger RNA. NCBI's taxonomy places the organism in Eukaryota, Viridiplantae, Streptophyta, Magnoliopsida, Fabales, Fabaceae. The record is from RefSeq and is a predicted model, not a curated record.